This is a messenger RNA of Telopea speciosissima, 1700 nucleotides long. RefSeq names its product cytochrome P450 78A5-like. The record is from RefSeq and is a predicted model, not a curated record. The coding region runs from base 108 to 1682 and encodes 524 amino acids. The transcript has 2 exons. Gene Ontology annotation, molecular function: heme binding; iron ion binding; oxidoreductase activity, acting on paired donors, with incorporation or reduction of molecular oxygen. Lineage: Eukaryota; Viridiplantae; Streptophyta; Magnoliopsida; Proteales; Proteaceae.
AUCGGCCAACCCCUAUUUCUCUCUCUCUCUAGACAUUUCUAUUGGCAGUCCUGUGAAGAAAAGCUUCUAAUCUCUUUCUUUCUCCUCUCUCUUAAAAAGAGGAAAGGAUGAAAAUAAGCUUCUUAACCAAUCUCUGUUUCUCCAUCCUCUGUUUUAGUGCUAUUACCCAAACACACCACUAUCCAUGGCCUCUUCUACUUCUUCUUCUUCUCUUCUCUCUAUUCCCUUUCUUCCUCAACUAUUGGCUUAUCCCUGGUGGCUUUGCCUGGCGAAACCAACACAAGUAUUCCUCCUUCCCAACCCUCCCUGGUCCAUUUGGUUGGCCAUUACUUGGUAUCAUUCCUGCAAUGGGUCAUCUCAGUCACCGUAAACUCGCCGAGUUAUCGGCUUCACUCGGUGCAACUCGUCUUAUGGCUUUCAGUAUGGGUCCAACACGUGUCAUCAUCAGCAGUCAUCCUGAUACUGCGAAGGAGAUCCUCAGUGGUUCUGCUUUCUCUGAUCGUCCAACUAAGGAAUCCUCACGGUUACUGAUGUUCGAAAGAGCCAUUGGAUUCGCACCUUCCGGGGAAUACUGGAGAAAUCUGAGACGAAUUGCAGCGAAUCACAUGUUCUCUCCUCGGAGAAUUUCGGCUCUCGAGGGUCUUCGACAGAGAAUUGGAGAUGAAAUGUUGGAGAGAGUACGGAAAGAGAUGGAGUGGAGAGGGUUUGUGGAGGUUAGAGGAAUAGUUCAGAAAGGUUCUUUAGAUAAUGUGGUGGAGAGUUUGUUUGGGAGGUUUUUAGGGUUAGAGAGGAAGGAGGAAUUAAGUUUAAUGGUGGAGGAAGGUUAUGAGUUAAUUGAGAAAUUUAAUUGGGAGGAUUAUUUUCCUUUAGGGUUUCUGGAUUUCUAUGGAGUGAGAAGAAGGUGUCAUAAGUUGGCCAUUAAGGUUAAUGGUCUUUUGCUUCAGGUGAUAGAAGAGAGGAGAAAGGAAGAAGGAGAGUACAGGGGAAGAGAUGAUUUUCUCAGUGUUUUACUCACUUUACCAAACGAAGACCAGUUGAGUGAUUCAGACAUGGUGGCUGUUCUGUGGGAGAUGAUAUUUAGGGGAACAGAUGUGGUUGCCAUCCUUCUUGAGUGGAUCAUGGCAAGAAUGGCAUUGCAUCCAGACAUUCAAGCCAAAGCCCAAGAAGAAAUACAUAGGUGCACGUGCACCAACGGACACCGGCACGUGAGAGACUUGGACAUUCCCAAUCUUCCUUACCUUCAAGCCAUAGUUAAGGAAGUCCUCAGAUUACAUCCUCCGGGCCCACUUCUCUCAUGGGCCCGCCUUGCCACUCAUGAUGUCCACGUAGGCAAGUUCUUUGUCCCUGCAGGCACAACAGCAAUGGUGAAUAUGUGGGCUAUUACCCACGAUAGAUCCAUUUGGAAAGACCCAUGGGCCUUUAGACCAGAACGGUUCAUGGAGGAAGAUAUCAGUAUCAUGGGCUCAGACUUAAGGCUUGCGCCAUUUGGGUCGGGCCGUCGGGUGUGCCCCGGUAAGGCCCUUGGUUUGGCCACUGUUCAUUUGUGGCUGGCUUGCCUUCUCCAAAAUUUCACCUGGCUUCCAGCCCAAUCCGUCGAUCUCUCCGAGUGCCUCCGUCUCUCCCUUGAAAUGACAAAACCGUUGGCUUGCCGUGUCCUUCCCCGGAGACCCACAAUGUUGUGAAGAAAGUGUUGCAGAGUU